CUGAUUCCUACUUUCAGUGACAACUUGACUAAGUGGCUUUCGUUUUGGAAUUCUCUUAAAAAUUGUUUAGAAAAGAAUAAUAAGUUAAACAAUAUACAAAAAGUGUCACAAUCAAAGGUUUUGGCAGGAGAAACAAAAAAUAAACGUACCUUGAAAGAAAGGUAUGAUAAACCUGAGGAAGCAGCAGAAAUAUUAGUAAUAAAAUCAGUUGAUUUACCUGUAGGGAACAGUAGAAUAAUAAUAGAUAUUAAUCAUAUAAUAAUUAGAAUGCUUAUUGAGAAAAAGAUACCACUACCUAUGCUAAUGAAAGCGAAAAGGAAGCAAUAUGAAUAAGA
This is a messenger RNA of Enterobius vermicularis (human pinworm), 335 nucleotides long. NCBI's taxonomy places the organism in Eukaryota, Metazoa, Nematoda, Chromadorea, Rhabditida, Oxyuridae. The record is from the annotation of a GenBank genome assembly.